AUGUGUGAUGGAGAUGAUGAGGAUGUGGAUAGUGUCGAGGUGGACUUUGUAGAAGUCACAGCUGUUUUAGAGGAGGAUGAUGGCUUACAAUUCCAACUUCCAAAGCAUCAUCGUUGUGCCUGCCACUUAUUAAACUUGGUUUCCACAGUGGAUGCAGCCAAAGCCUGUUCAAAUGAAGCUUACAAGAAGCUGUCCAGGUUGAGUCCAGUUGAAAUUGCCUUUCUGGAAGAGUAUGCGAGAACCAUGAGCCCCCUAGCCAAAGCCCUCAACAUUCUUCAGGCUGAAAUCGAUGUUCAGAUGGGAUGGCUUCUGCCUACUUUGACACUCCUCAUCUCGAAACUGGACCGAAUUCGCAUUACCUCCAGGUACUGCAAACUUCUGGUGGAUGCCAUCCAAGAAGGCCUGCAGCAGCGCUUUGGAAACAUGCUGGUAGAGCCAGAGUUUAUUGCAGCUGCAAUCCUUGUCCCGAAAUUUAAAACAUCCUGGACAACGGAUGAACACAUUGUCAAACUAGGCCUGGACUACAUCAAAGACCAUCUGGAGGAAGAGACUUCGAAUCAAACACCAGUUGAUGGUUCCAGUGCCUCUGAGGAAGAGGACUUCUUUGCAAGCAUGAAGUCUACUCAUGGUCAGGAAGGUAUCAAGCAGUUAGAUGGCUACCUUGCCUGCAAAGCUGAUAACAAAGAAAUUCUCAAGUCCUUCCCAGCAGUCUGUAAGUUGUCUUUGAAGGUCAACACUGCUUUACCCGCUUCUGCAGCUUGUGAACGUCUAUUCAGCACAGCAGGGCUUAUUUUCAGUCCCAGGAGGGCAAGAAUGAAUUCAAAAAACUUUGAGAAUCAGCUUCUUCUCAAGCUGAACAAAAAAUAUUGCCACUUUAGUUAG
Sinocyclocheilus anshuiensis is the source of this 882-nucleotide messenger RNA. RefSeq lists its product as uncharacterized. The record is from RefSeq and is a predicted model, not a curated record. Lineage: Eukaryota; Metazoa; Chordata; Actinopteri; Cypriniformes; Cyprinidae. The transcript is spliced from 3 exons. Gene Ontology annotation, molecular function: protein dimerization activity. The coding region runs from base 1 to 882 and encodes 293 amino acids.